Molecule: messenger RNA, 704 nt
Organism: Centropristis striata (black sea bass)
Lineage: Eukaryota; Metazoa; Chordata; Actinopteri; Perciformes; Serranidae
Gene: clxn
Product: calaxin
Exons: 6
Coding region: 47-694 (215 amino acids)
Molecular function (GO): calcium ion binding
Source: RefSeq, a predicted model, not a curated record
AAUAUAAACACCACGCUCUGUCCGUCCCGGUGUGCCACCUCUAAAAAUGCCAGAAAUGUCUGCUAUGAACAGAAAGUUGAUACAAACUCUCGCUGAAACAAUCUCAAAACAAGUGGAGCACUUCAACAAAACAGAGGUAGAGUGCCUUAUUCGAGAGUUUAACGUACUUUUGGGAGAGCCGACUGUCCCCGGCAGAGCAGUGACCGGCCUGGACAGAGGGAAGUUCAGGAGCAUCCUGCACAACACCUUCGGGAUGACCGACGACAUGAUCAUGGAUGGAGUCUUUAGGACAUUUGACAAAGACAAUGACAGCUUCAUCAGUAUGAGAGAAUGGGUUGAGGGACUUUCUGUUUUCCUCCGAGGGACCUUGGAUGAAAAAAUAAAAUACUGCUUUCAUGUGUAUGACUUGAACGGUGACAACUACGUCUCCAGAGAGGAGAUGUUUCACAUGCUGAAGAACAGCCUCAUCAGACAGCCCACAGAGGAGGACCCUGAUGAAGGAGUCAAAGACCUGGUGGAGAUCACACUCAAGAAGAUGGACCAUGACCAUGAUGGCAGACUAUCGUUCAGUGACUUUGAAAAGGCAGUAAGAGAGGAGAAUCUAUUGCUUGAGGCUUUUGGAACAUGCCUCCCCGACACCACGAGUAUUGAGACAUUUGAGCAGCACGUAUUUCAGGAACAACUGGAACAAUGAAGAAGUCAUU